Messenger RNA from Closterium sp. NIES-65, 1728 nucleotides. The record is from the annotation of a GenBank genome assembly. Lineage: Eukaryota; Viridiplantae; Streptophyta; Zygnematophyceae; Desmidiales; Closteriaceae.
AUGACUCGUGCAACACGUAACCAAGCAAUGGUGGAGGAACAGGCCGGCCGCCGUGCGACAAGGAGGACGUCUCAACAGAUAGAUAGGGAGAGCGGUGGGGGCGCUAAAAAAACUAAUGUGUCCGUCGCGCCAGGCAUUGGGCAGAAAAAAGCGGCGCCAAAAAAGGUCGAGCGCGGUCAAGAGGAGUCCGGCAAGAAAGCGGAAGACAAGGGGCCUAAACCAAAGCCACGCAAGCGUGUUUCUACAGUGCGCAAAGAAGCGGAUGUUGCCUCUGCUGGAACCGAGCCAGGUCCGAGUAACGACGGCACCACUGGCGGCAACAAAGAUACGGGGCGAGGGAGCGCGAGUCUUGCAGCCCCGUCGGCGGAGAUAGAGGGAUUGGCGACAGGGGGAAACCACGGAGGCGAUCCCCGCGCCGAGCAUGCCGCAACCAAGGAGUCCGAGGCGGCGGCAUCGCAACACCAUCUGACGCUGCUCCAUCCGACCGUGGUCGAAGUUUCUGCAGCAGUGCUGGAUAAGGACAAGGUGGGGGAGCACGAGUCGGAGGGGCAGGCCGGUGGCUCUCCUCCUUCUGGUGGACAGGAGAGGCGUAGGCAGAGGAGGAGCGAUGGGGAGGACGAUUAUGACACCGCCGUGCCCGGGGACCUCACCACGCGGGCGAAGAGGCGACAGACGACAGGCAGUGCUAACGACGCCGGAGGCGCGGAAGUUGGGACAACGCGAGGCGCCAAGGAAGCUAGUGGCAAGGCGGGCGAUCAAGCAUUGCGCCAGAAGGGCCGACCCGCAGCAAGAAAAACAUCAGGCGGAAGGAGAGGCAAGAAAGCAGUGACGGGGACGAGGCAGAAACGGGGCGAUGAACACCCUGGUGAUGCAGAGGAGGAGGAGGAUGAGGAGGAGGAUGCGGAGGAAGAGGAGGAUGAAGAGGAUGCGGAGGAGGAUGACGCGGAUGUUGGGGAGGAUGAAAAAGAUGAGAAUGAUGGCGGGGAGGAUGAAGAGGAGGAUGAGGAGGAGGAGGAGGAGGAGGAGGAGGAGGAGGAGGAGGAGGAGGAGGAGGAGGAGGAGGAGGAGGAGGAGGAUGAGGAGGAGGAGGAGGAGGAGGAACAGGGUGACGACGAGGAGGAGGAUGAGGAGGAGGAGGAGGCAGCAGAGGAGGAGGAGGAGAAGGAGGAGGAGGAGGAGGAGGAGGAGGAGGAGGAGGAGGAGGAGGAGGAAGAGGAGGCAGUUGACGUGGGGCAGUUGACGCCGCACGUGGCGAAGCAGCGUGCAAACAGAAGGCGCGUAAGGGCGGUCUCUCCCCUCGCCGGUCCAUCGCACGGGCAUCAGGCAGGCACUUAUACCAAUCCCUUCCCUGAGCUCCCCUUUUCCCGCCAGCGUGAUAGUGUGAGGGCACACGGGACUGCUGCAGAAGAUGCUGAUCCCCUUGGCCAGAUGGGGGAUUCUUCACACCCUUUUCAUCCGCUCAUGGGUGCCCUAGGUGAAAGUGCGGAGCACGAGCAGUUUGUUACACGGGAGGAGUUCCAGGCGCUGCGGUCUGAGAUGUACGCCAUGUUUGCACAGCUCGGCCUGCGUCGUGGAGUACCUGCCAGCUAUGCCGGCGGGUCGGCACCCCUGCCUAUGGCUGGUACCCCGCCGCCGAUGAGCGCCGUGGACAAGGCACGAGUGCUAGUGUUGCAGGAGACAAACCCAUUCCCGGUAUGUGGUGGGCCAAAUGGGGCGGGUUGGGGUUGA